GAGAAAGUUUGCUAGAAAGGCUAGGUCAGUGAACCUAGCUAGAUAUUCCUCUUAACAAAGAAGGGCUAACCUUUUGGAGCCAGAGUAAUUAGGAAUCGAGCGAAACAUAAUCAUACGAGCAGACAGUUGAUAGGCUACACAAGGCAGGUUGAGUCACCUACAGUGAACUUUAUAUAGUUAGGGAUAUGUUCUCAUUCAUACUAUAUAAACUUUGUGAUCAUAUGUAAUGUCCUUGUCAGAAAGGAUAUAAAAGGGAAAAUGUUACAGUAAUCUAUCAUCCUUACUUUUCGUAAUGCGUCUGCUAGCUCGCUAGUGUUCCUAACAAGGCUUAUGCUUUAAGCGAUGUCGUGAAGUUGCCAUCUCAUUGAGUGGUAACACUCUGGCAGUCUCAGGGAAAUCAAGCUGUCCUCUAAUGUUUAUAGCUCUUUGCAUGUGAAUAUCAUCAUCAUCAUGGAUUCGGAGAACUGAACAUGGGAAAUGAGAUGGGCAACAGCAACGUAUCAGGGCUGCAAGAAGAAAACAAGACAGCGGAAACUGCCGAAAAUUCUUUGCAAGAAGCUGGUUUUGCAGACAAUGUAAAAGAAGAAAAUCAUAUAGUUCCUGCAGUUGAAGACAAAGAUUUUCAUGAAAAAGUUGCAGGGUUGGCAUCUGGUGAAGGAAAUCAAAUAGUUCCUGCUGUUGAAGACACAAAUUUUCAUGAAAAAAUUACAGGGUUGGCAUCUGGUGAAGGAAAUCAAAUAGUUCCUGCUGUUGAAGACACAAAUUUUCAUGAAAAAAUUACAGGGUUGGCAUCUGGUGAAGGAAAUCAAAUAGUUGCUGCUGUUGAAGACACAAAUUUUCAUGAAAAAGUUGCAGGGUUGACAUCUGGUGAAAGAAAUCAAAUAGUUCCUGCAGUUGAAGACACAAAUUUUCAUGAAAAAGUUACAGGGUUGGCAUCUGGUGAAGGAAAUCAAAUAGUUCAUGCAGUUGAAGACACAAAUUUUCAUGAAAAAAUUACAGGGUUGGCAUCUGGUGAAGGAAAUCAAAUUCCUGCAGUUGAAGACAUGAAUUUUCAUGAAAAAGUUACAGGGUUGGCAUCUGAUGAAGGAAAUCAAACAGGUCCUGCAAUUGAAGAUAAAGAUGUUCACGAAAAAGUUACAUGGUUGGUAUCUGAUGAUCGACAUGAAGCUGGAGAUCCUUGCAUUGAUCCUCAGACAUCAGAUGGAAUAGAGCAAAAUGACUCUAAGAUUCAGCCUCCUCCUGGAUCUCCACAAGUUGUCAUACAAUCAAAAGAUGGGAAUACAGAUAGCAGAAUCCAGCCAGCUUCUCUGUCUGCAGAUGACGAGAAUGAUGAAACACUGAUUGAGUCAAAUUUGGAAGAUAAACUGUUGGAAACAAGUGAGAAGCCAAUUGAAAGGCAGACUUCAAGUGAAAAAGAAACUGAAACAGAGAGAGAAGAGACAACAAGUUCAAGUUGUACCAAUUCUGCACCAAACAGUCCAGAACAUCUAGGAUAUGUAGAACCAGAUUUUGAUCAACAUGAAUUGGAUAAAAUUCAUGCUGACCCAUCCAUUGAGAACCACAGCGAGACAAUGCAAGGGAGCAAGGAAAUUCUAGGAGUGAGUUUAUCCUGUGACAGUGGGGAGAAGGGUCAGUCAGAUGCUGAAAUAGCACACACUCUAGCUGAAAGUGUUGGAUCUGAUACCAAUCCAGCAAUAGGAAAGAGAAGGGAAGAAAUGGCCUCUACAGAAGAGCAAGUGUCUGAUACAAGCAUACUUGAAGAGAAGGCUGAAAUUCGAGAUGGAGAUGAGGUCCCCAAUGGCUUGAGCAAAACCUCAAGUGGUUCAGGGAACAACAGUGAUGAGGGGUUACCCAUGGAGAUGAAUUUAAUUAGGAAUGGUUCCUUGGAUAUACAGCAAGAAGCCAUGGGGAACAAAGGUGAUGGAGGGUUACCUGUGGAGAUGAAUUUAAUUCAGAACGGUUUCUCGGAUUUACAGUCAGAGGCCAUCCCACUGACUGAUUCACUGGACUCCUUUCAGGAAGUUGCAAAGCCUGAAGAUAAGUGUGUGGUUCUUACUGAGGACACAAAAUUGAUUGGGCUUGGAUUAGAAAAUAAAGACGACACGCAUGAUCUUUGCCCAACUCAGUUUUGUGAGGAGUUGCUGAAUGAAUCUAAAACUAACAAGUCAGACUCUUCUCAUUCUGAUCACGAGAACGAUGGAAAGGAGGGCGUUAUGGAUACUUCUUGCAAUUCUGCAGUGGACAAGGACUUCCAAGUUGAGGAGGCAAAGCUACUCGAGAAUGCUUACAAAGUUCAUUUAUGUGAUAGCAGCCCAAAUUCAACCUUGGAGGAACUCUGCAAGAAUCCAGAAGAAGGAACUGCCAAGCUCUCUAAAAUAGAUACUGUUUCAACAGAAUUCUUUGUCACUGACUUCAACCAUGAAGGAGAGGAGCCAACAGAGAAGAACAUGGUGGAAGAAAUACUGGAGAAAGCAGAAUAUUCAUAUGCAGUGGGAAAUGAUAUAGAAGAAAGAAAAACAACAGAAGAGAGUGAUUUCCAAUCACAUCCAAUUGACGAGGCAGGAAGUUUGCUUCCACCACCUCCAGCAGCAUUCCCUCUGCAGUCUCAAGAGCACGAACCAGCCACAGUCAUGGGGUAUGAGAGUUUAGAGAGCAGGGACCAUUCUUCAUUGGAGCUCCAACAACAUGGUAGUGGUGAGUUCUCCCUUAUCAAAGCUUCCAAUUUGGAUGCCUCAGACUUGACUACGGAAACUUUAGUCUUUGCAGUUGAAUUGACAAAUAAGAAACCUGGCCAAGAGCUUCCACAGAGUCCCAAAACAACUUCAAUGGCAGUUGCACAAUUCGAAACAGCAGGCCAGUCCAAUGAACAAUUUGGGAAAGAUGAAACACCCGCAUUCCCAAGUGGUGGUUAUGAAGCACAAGAAGGUGUGGGGAGGGUCAGCACUGAAUCAAGCCCUGAAAGCUUGGCCAUUCAAGCUGGGAUACGAAAAUCUCCAAGUUUCCAUUUUGAGCUCCUAGCUGAAGGUAGCACUGAAGAAUCUGAUCAAACUCCUCUACUGUAUCACGAUAAGACUGUAACUGGAACCUUAUCAAGGGGGGUUGAUGUUAAUUUUAGAAAUCCAGUUGGAGAAUAUGGUCCAGACUCGGUACAGUAUCAGGCCAUGCCAGUGGAAGAGGAUUCAUUAAAGUUGGAGAAAAGUGACUCUGAGAAGUCAAGGACUCCAUUUCUAAGCUUCUUGAAAGAAGAGGAAGAAGCCUGUUUGGUUGUUUCACAGCAAAACCAAGCUACUGUUGUUGCUGAAAAGAAGGCAGCCGAGGAAGUCUGGAAUUCAACAUCUCCCAAAAGAAGAACGAAGCGCAGGUCCAGGUCUUCCCUCUUCAGCAACUGCAUAUGUUGUGCUACUGCAAUUAGUUAAACAUAUUAUGAAACUACUAAUUUCCCAAGUUUCAUUUCUUCUUGUUUUGGUUGGAUUUUCUCUCUAAUUUUAAGUUUUCUGAAAUGGAGUUUUGAUCAGGAGAGAGAAUGCUGAUUGGUUUAUACCAAAAAAAAAAAGAGUUGAGUAUAACUUUGCAACUGUGACUACCCAUUGUUUGUAUUCUUUUGCUUGGUUUAUCUCAUUGUGCCUUAAGACUUCAUUUUUUUCUUGAUGUAAGUUUCUUGACUCAAAAUCUAUGUGUAAUUCUUGGGUUUUAUUUGUUUGUCUCAAGAGGAAUUUGUAAGGCGUGGAGGGGGAGGGAAUUGUAAUGUAAGCAGCUCAGCUGCUUUUGAUUAUAAUAUUUGUUUAUUUUUUUAUUAUA
Molecule: messenger RNA, 3798 nt
Organism: Vitis riparia (riverbank grape)
Lineage: Eukaryota; Viridiplantae; Streptophyta; Magnoliopsida; Vitales; Vitaceae
Exons: 5
Coding region: 471-3416 (981 amino acids)
Source: RefSeq, a predicted model, not a curated record